AUGACCAAAUCCAUCUCAUCCAAGUUUUCACUGAAUUUGGAGCUGCCACCCAGCUGCAUACAGUUCUCUCCCGCUCACCCGACAUAUCUGGUGACUGGGACCUACAAUCUGCAGAGAGACGAGAACAAUGCAGCAAGCGAUGCACCUACCACAGACGAGGCCACAGAGCCUCAAUCGACGGGAACCAAGGCGCAAAGCCGGGACGGCAGUUUGAUCGUAUACGAGAUGAAGGAUAAUGUGCUACGACAUGUGCAAACAUUAUCGACACCUUCGGCAUUGCUCGACCUGCGAUUCAGCCAUAUCGCUGGGCAACAGGACAUCAUGGCGGUAAUCUCAAGUACCGGAACACUGGCAAUGUUCCGAUUUGAUCCCGCAGGUGAGCCAAAUGCCCCGUUGCAACCACUUGCUACGUCUCGAUGCGACGAUUUGGACGAGUCUGUGCUCUUUCUUCAAUGCCAAUGGCAUCCCGCCCAUUCUAACAUAAUGGGUGUAACAACCUCGGCGGGCUCAGCGAGGCUGCUACGGCUGGAUGAGCAAUGGCGGAUAUGUGACUGGACCGACCUCGAUGUUGCGAACACCUUGGAGGCGUGGUGUAUUGCAUUCGCCCCUUCAGGCAGAGAACCUGUGUCUUUAGGUCAAACCACUGUCUACUGCGGUGGCGACGACUCAAUAUUGCGGUAUACUACUUCAGCCUAUGGCUCGCACCCUCGGGCCACUGAGGACAUGGAGGUGGUACCUCUGCCAUCCAUACUCAAGAACCAGCAUAACGCCGGAGUGACCGCGAUACUUCCAUUGGAUGCUUUCGAUGCAGAGGGCAGCCGCCUCGUGAUCACCGGAAGCUACGACGAUAGCAUUAGGCUGUUCGCCAUGCGCGAUCCCGAUCCAGCGGCCUUCACGAAACGAGCAGAGUUACUGGCUGAAGAGAAUCUGGAGGGCGGCGUCUGGAGACUGGAUCUUGUACAUGCAAACACUUCCGCAGAGUCUCCGAUCUUCCGUGUCCUGGCAUCGUGCAUGUACGCAGGGGCUCGCCUGGUACAAUUCGCGAGAGACAAGCAAGGCGCAUGGCAGUGCGACGUUUUGGCAAAAUUCGAGGAACACCAGAGCAUGAAUUACGGGUGCGGAAUUGUGCCGGGAAGCGAAGGUCAAAAGACCUUGCAGUGCGUAUCGACCAGCUUCUACGAUAAGCUGAUAUGUCUUUGGGAUGUAGAACUCGAAUGUUGA
This is a messenger RNA of Emericellopsis atlantica, 1221 nucleotides long. RefSeq lists its product as uncharacterized. The record is from RefSeq and is a predicted model, not a curated record. NCBI's taxonomy places the organism in Eukaryota, Fungi, Ascomycota, Sordariomycetes, Hypocreales, Bionectriaceae. The transcript is spliced from 2 exons. Gene Ontology annotation, molecular function: protein binding. Bases 1 to 1221 code for a protein of 406 amino acids.